GUGAGCGCGAGGCGUCCGCCUGUGGUGCACAGAGGUCACUACUUAUGUUGGAUUUUUAACUAUUCAGAGAAAGUUAGUCCACCAUUUUUUAUUUUUCAAUAGAAGGUCAAAAUAAACCGGGUCCAUUGCUUCAAAAAAGUUUGCAGUUGUUUGGCGUUUACGGGACUGUACGAAGUGUAAAAUCCCUAAGGGCGGUUGGCCUGCGCAUGCGUAGUGCAAUCCUAACACUGCACUCAUAAACAUUUUUGUUUCAAUCGAAUCCACAAUCACCAUUGGAUUAUCUCGUUGAAAGGAUUACGUGACUCUAGCAUGCGGUGACGUCACUCAUAGACUAAUCUGAACGAACGCUGUGGAACGAUAAUGGCGGAAUUGUACGCGAAAUACAAUUGCACGUACUGUCAAGAGGACAUUACGGGCUUGCGUGUAAAAUGCGUCGAAUGCCAAGAAUUCGAUCUCUGCUUACAGUGUUUUUCUGCUGGCGCCGAAAUUGGGCAACACAAGAACAACCAUUCGUACCAAUUUAUGGACUCUGGCACCAUCAGUAUAUUCAGUGGACGAGGAAAUUGGACAGCACGAGAGCACCUCCGAUUACUGGACGCAAUUGAACAAUUUGGCUUUGGUAACUGGGAAGACAUAAGCAAACAUAUCGAAACACGUACUCCCGAAGAAGCCAAGGAGGAGUACAUGGCGAGAUACCUAGAUGGAAACAUCGGUAAACACACCUGGCCACCAACAGAAACUUAUAAACCAAAUCUCACGGAUCAAACAAGCUCUGAUCAUGGACCACUGUCACCUGAUCUGACAUCUAGACUCCCUCCCUUGGAUAUAACGCCCGAAGAAGCUGCACAAUUGGGAUAUAUGCCUCAGAGAGAUGAUUUUGAAAGAGAUUAUAAUCAUGAGGCAGAGUCACUAGUUUCUUCACUGUUCUUAAAUCCAGCCGAAGAUGAUGACCUUGAUAUUGCUCUCAAAUUGGCCCACGUUGACAUGUACACAAAUAAUUUGCGAGAACGAGCAAGAAGAAAACGUGUAAUUCGUGAUUAUCAACUAGUAUCGCAAUUUUUUGCCUCUUCGAGGAAGGAAAAGGGCAUUAAAAAGAGGCAGAGUAGAGAAGAAAAAGAUUUUAGAGAACGUCUGCGUGUAUUUGCUCAGUUUUACACAGCCCAAGAGUAUGAGCAAUUUUUAGCAAACUUGGAACGGGAGCGUGAACUAAGAUUACGACUCUCUGAACUUUAUCGUUACCGGGAAAAUGGAAUAACAAGACAUGAAGAGUGCACACACUUCGAACAAGUAAUGGUGCAAACACAGGGCUCAACAGAAACAGGAGAUCACUGGAGUGACAAGAAAUCUGGCAGCAGUGGGCCGUCCACACCAACACUCCGCCACACCUCAAAAAGAAGAGACGAAGAAAAAAAUCACUCUUCCAUCGACCGAAAGUACAUGUCAAAAGAAUCAGCCAGCAGCUCCAAAAUAGUCAAUCACAGUCGGACGACGACUCAAGCCAAUCAGCCGGUGGAGCUGGAUAGCACAUCGAAUUAUUUAGUACAAAAAUCUGGUGGCUCAUUAUCAACCAAAACGUCAGACAAAAGGGACAUAGAGGUGGAGGCUGCAGCUCAUCUGCUUACCAAACAGGAAAAGUCCUUGUGUCUUCAGCUUGAUCUCAAGCCCACGCAGUAUUUAACGCAAAAAACCUUGUUGUUGCAAGAAUAUCUGAAUGGUAAUCGAAAAUCUGCAAUAAUUCCUCAGUCAGAGCCGGAAAACAGGAUUCUUCAUUACCUCGUAACGAACGGUUGGAUUGCAGCCAAUUAAUUUCACUCAUACGUCACCCACCUCAAGCCGAGUAAUCCUUACCUCUAAGUGAGACCAAUAUCAGCUUGAUGAGCUACAGUAAUUAAAUCAUAAGAACAAUUAAUUUGAAUUUUCCUCUGCAGCAGAUUUUCAAAAAAAACAUAACUGAGGUAGGAGUAAAAAAUGGGUAGAGAAGAGUUCGAAACUUCAAUAAGAUACGUCCGGGAUUGUGAUUAAGGAUAAUAAGGAGACAAAUAAAGGAGAAAAACAAAGUUGUGAUUUCAAUUCUGCGGUGGAGGCAAACAAAGUGAAGGCUUUUUAUAUUUUUCUCGAGUACCAUCGAUACGAAAUAAGAUCGAUUUCUGGUACUCUUUUUUCCCUCUGUACUCCAAUGGAGAUGAUGGAUGAUGGAUUGCAACAAGGAAAUGACCCCUAAAAAAACUCACGCUUAUUAAAUAUUUAAAUACAAACUAAGUAGAAACAAAAAAAAUUUCGUGAUGAAUUGAUUUUAUAUUCUAUUGAAAUUCAAAUGCCAAUAGAUUUACAAAUAAGUAGUGAUGACGAUAGUCAUUGUGUACAGCCACUCGACGUCAAGAUUGUAUAUAAAUUGUACAAUGAAAUAUUAGUUCUAAUUGCUAGUAUAAAUUUUAAUUGUAAGAAUUCCCCAAAUACUUUUAUGAAAUUCGUUUAUAAAAUUCAUGUGUAAAUGUUUGGGGUAAUUCAGCGAUGGAAUGAGAAUCUUCUCGAUGUUAAUUGAAUCAGAAUUUUUCCAAAUCCAUUAUUGUGUAAUUAAUCAAUGGUUUUUAGCUAUUUUUGGUCCCUCAAAUUUUCAUUGUUCUGAGACUGGUAAUUAAAGUAAGCUUGUAUGUAUUCAAGCGGUAGAAGAAUAAUGAAUGUCAUGAUGUUGCAAUCGCGACAGUACCUGAAUGAGGGAAGGGUGUUCAUAAUAUUUAAUGUUAGAACAAAAAGGGAAAAAAAAUCAUGUAUCAUCUAUUUUGAUCGAUCUGAGAAUGACACUUUCAGCCAACAAUCAGAUGUAUAAACACAUUAAAUGGAUUCAGAAAUUCUAAUUAUAAUAACACAAAUUGAUGGCCGAUUUGUCUUACUUGCUGUAAGAUUGAUUGGAAAUUGUGAACCAAAUUAACUUGUUGUAUAGAAUGAUUGAAAUAAAAUCGACAUGUGUCAUUUGA
This is a messenger RNA of Diachasmimorpha longicaudata, 2975 nucleotides long. It is a transcript of the gene Ada2b, whose product is annotated as transcriptional adapter 2B. The record is from RefSeq and is a predicted model, not a curated record. The transcript is spliced from 11 exons. Gene Ontology annotation, biological process: chromatin remodeling; regulation of transcription by RNA polymerase II. Gene Ontology annotation, molecular function: zinc ion binding; transcription coactivator activity; chromatin binding. Gene Ontology annotation, cellular component: nucleus; SAGA-type complex. Bases 361 to 1806 code for a protein of 481 amino acids. Lineage: Eukaryota; Metazoa; Arthropoda; Insecta; Hymenoptera; Braconidae.